AUGUUAAGGAUGACACCGAUCGAGACUGAAAAUACUGUUUAUCAAUUGUUUGAAAAGUAUUCAUCAUUUCAACGUGAAUCAGUUUUUAUUGAACCAUAUCAGCAUGAUGGUCGUGUAAUAGCCUAUGUCCAAUUUACUGAUGAACAAGAAAUGCGAAUAGCUGUCGAUGAAAUGAACAAUAUGCGGACUUCGAUCGGUGCUGGUACAUUAAGAUUAUCAAUUCAAGAACAACGACAGAUUAAAUUAAGAAGAAAAACAAAUGAAAAUAAACAAGAUGAAUUUCGUGUCAAACUCUACCAAUUACCAUCUCAUAUUGAUGAAAGAGCACUCAUUCGAGAACUCAAUCAGACUAACAUUAAUAAUUCUAUGACUUAUGCAAUUGUAUUUCGUAAGAAAUUGCCAGCAGACUAUUUCUCGGAUCGAUCUAAAAUAAUAGCUGAAGACAAUAAGAAUGUUUUUAUGAAACUAAAAUCGCUUUUUGCCACUCGCCAUCUUUUUCUGUCUGAGCCAGAUAUUGAAAUUCGUUCACCAACCGAAGAUGGCCGUGCUGUUGCCUACAUUACUUUCAAUGAUCCUCGAGAUAUUAUGUCGGCUAUUAACAUGUGCGAUUCUAUAGAUGGUUUUACUAUGAGCAAUAUUGGGUUAAAACAACUUCAUUUUGUUCCUAUCAUUAUUCAUAGAAUUAUGGUUAAUCAAGCGCUUGCACAAGCCAUCAAUAACAAAAUUGAGCAAACUAUGAAUACGAUUCAAACCAGUCCUGAUUUUACCAAUAUAUCAGUAUUCAAAAAGACAAUUAUGAAAGAUGAUAAAACCAAUGUUCUUAUUUCGAUUCGAGGAACAAAUAUUCAACAGCUUUACAAAGCACGUAUACUUUUCGAUAAUUUAUUGAAAGGUUUACAAUUUCAACUUUACAAUCAUUCAUGGGUGAGUUCGUCAUUGAUUGAAUUUAUCUAG
Molecule: messenger RNA, 954 nt
Organism: Rotaria sp. Silwood2
Lineage: Eukaryota; Metazoa; Rotifera; Eurotatoria; Philodinida; Philodinidae
Source: the annotation of a GenBank genome assembly